ACAUUUCGGUCGCACGAAAAAGGCCACGGUGGCCGCUCUCAGGCUUUUCUCUGCUUUAAUAUAUUUGGGAGAAGACACAGAUUGUCAGAACUUUGAAAACAAUGUUAAACGUAUUGAAAUACCAUUAUUUUAAUUAUGGUUUACGCCAAUUGAAAAGAUUGUCGGCUUAUUCUUCAUUAAAGUUAUAUUUAUCAACUUCGUCACUUACUAUGACCAAGGAACAGGAAUGUAAAAAUUAUAGAAUCGAGAGAGAUACAUUUGGAGAAUUGAAGGUGCCUGCAGAUAAAUAUUAUGGUGCCCAAACUCUUCGGGCAUUGAUAAACUUUCCAAUCGGUGAUACGUUUGAACGUAUGCCUUGCAGGUUGAUAACAGCAAUGGGCAUAUUAAAAAAAGCUGCAGCAGAAGUAAAUAAAGAAUAUAAUUUAGAUCCUAAAAUUGCUGAUGCCAUUAGCAAGGCAGCAGAUGACGUAAUAAGUGGGAAGUUAUACAAUGACCAUUUUCCCUUAAUUAUUUGGCAAACCGGAUCUGGCACGCAAACUCAUAUGAAUGUCAAUGAGGUUAUUGCUAAUCGUGCGAUUGAGAUACUUGGUGGCGAACUUGGCUCAAAAAAACCAGUACAUCCAAAUGAUCAUGUUAACAUGUCGCAGAGCAGCAAUGAUACGUUUCCAACAGCCAUGCAUAUAGCUGUUGCUUUGGAGAUUCAUAAAGUGUUAAUUCCAGGAUUGGAGGAAUUAAAUAAAGCAUUGAAAGAAAAAGCAGACGAAUGGAAAGGCAUUAUAAAAAUUGGUAGAACACAUACUCAGGAUGCGGUACCACUAACGUUGGGUCAAGAAUUUUCAGGAUAUGCCACACAAGUCAAAUAUGGUAUUGCAAGAAUAAAAGAUACACUCCCAAGAUUGUAUCAAUUAGCUCUUGGUGGUACAGCAGUUGGAACUGGAUUAAACACGCGAAAGGGUUUUUCAGAAAAGGCAGUUGCGAAAAUUGCGGAGUUUACUGGUUUACCGUUUGUCUGUGCACCAAAUAAAUUCGAAGCUCUAGCUGCGCAUGAUGCAAUUGUUGAAGUACAUGGCGCUUUUAAUACAGUGGCCGUUUCUCUUAUGAAAAUUGCAAAUGACAUUAGAUUUCUUGGAAGUGGACCUAGAUGCGGUUUAGGAGAAUUAUCUCUUCCAGAAAAUGAGCCUGGAAGUUCUAUUAUGCCUGGGAAAGUAAAUCCUACACAAGCCGAAUCAAUGACCAUGAGAAUUCUCGGAAGUGUCCUAGAUGCGCACAGUAAUAAACGAGUGAGGCCCGAUUGCGCACAUAAACGAUCGGAUACAGUAAUUUUUUCUGAUUGAACACGACUGCUCCUAUCGGACACACCCUAUUGAACAGGAGCGUCCCAGAUGCGUACGGACACAUCAGGCUGAGUGAAACGGACAUAGUGCGAAACGGAAACAGAUCAAAUGCGCACAGAACAAACGGACUUAACACAUGGGUUGCGACUUUUCAGGGCACCCCUACCAACGAGGUGAGUCCAGAAGGGGGGCAAACUUCCCCGUGUGUGUGUGUGUGUGCGUGUGCGCGCGCGCGCACAAAGCAUUCUCUGCACUACAUGGGUUUGCGACUGUGUCCGUUUCGCAUUGUGUCCGUUUGUUACUGUGUCCGCUUAGUCUGUACGCAUUUGAUCUGUGUCCGUUUCGCACUAUAUCCGUUUCACACUGUGUCCGUUUCGCUCAGCCUGCUGUAUCCGUUUAUUACUGUGCGCAACUGAGACUUACUGUAUGGGACACAACAACGAUCGGACAUAGAAAUAAUUGCACACGGAUCCGAUUGCGCACGGACCCAUUUGCACACGAUACGAUUCAGCAUCGCAGAUAGUACAUGGAUUAGCGACGAGAGGAGGCCGAUAGUGCGGCUGCCGUCCCGGUGCACGUUUGUGGUAUGUGUUCGGCGAGUCGUAGUCGCGAGUGAGUCCCAAGGUCAGAAUUGCAAAGUUAGCUCAUAUUUCCUAACACCAAAAAAAA
Messenger RNA from Monomorium pharaonis (pharaoh ant), 2003 nucleotides. RefSeq names its product fumarate hydratase, mitochondrial. Bases 102 to 1334 code for a protein of 410 amino acids. Gene Ontology annotation, biological process: fumarate metabolic process; malate metabolic process; tricarboxylic acid cycle. NCBI's taxonomy places the organism in Eukaryota, Metazoa, Arthropoda, Insecta, Hymenoptera, Formicidae. Gene Ontology annotation, molecular function: fumarate hydratase activity. The record is from RefSeq and is a predicted model, not a curated record. The transcript has 7 exons. Gene Ontology annotation, cellular component: mitochondrion; tricarboxylic acid cycle heteromeric enzyme complex.